GCAGAGGGUGGUCUAUAGCAAGAGGCAACGGUGAGAGACUUGUUUCUGGAAAGGUGCAUUUUUAGAAGUAGAAGCUUGAUUAGUUUUGGUACAGACCUGGAUAGUAAGAUAGAACUCUGCAGGCUAUCUCUGCAGUAGAUUGCAACACCGCCCCCUUUGACCGCCCCCUUUGUGAAAAAUGGUAUAGUUAGGGAUGGAAAUUUCAGGGUUUUUGGUGGUUUUCCUAAGCCAGGAUUCAGACACGGCUAAGACAUCCGGGUUGGCAGAAUGUGCUAAAGCAGUGAAUAAAGCAAACUUAGGGAGUAGGCUUCUAAUGUUAACAUGCAUGAAACCAAGGCUUUUACGGUUACAGAAGUCAACAAAUGAAAGCACCUGGGGAGUAGUAGUGGAGCUAGGUACUGCAGGUCCUGGAUUAACCUCUACAUCACCUGAGGAACAGAGGAGAAGUAGGAUAAGGGUACGUCUAAAGGCUAUAAGAACUGGCCGUCUAGCACGUUCGGAACAGAGGGUAAAGGGAGCAGGUUUCUGGGCACGAUAGCAUAGAUUCAAGGCAUAAUGUACAGACAAAGGUAUGGUUGGAAGAGAGUACAUUGGAGGUUAACCUAGGCAUUGAGUGAUGAAGAGAGAGCUAUAGUCUCUCGAGACGUUUAAACCAGGUGAUGUCAUCACAUAUGUGGGAGGUGGAACAACAUGGUUGGUUAAGGCAUAUUGAGCAGGGCUAUAGGCUCUACAGUGAAAUAAGACAGUAAUCACUAACCAGGACAGUAAUGGACAAGGCAUAUUGAUAUUAGGGAGAGGCAUGCGUAGCCAAGUGAUCGUAUGGGUCAAGUAAGUGGUUGGGCUGGCUGGGGACACGGUGAUUCAGACAGUUAGCAGGCCGGUGCUAGCAAGCAGGCCGGGGCUAGCAAGUUCGCAUAAGAGCCUUAGAGGCGAUGGGGAAAAGUCUGUUUUUGCCUCCUCGUGCGGUGACGUCGAUAGACCAGUCGUGGAAUUAGUAGGGUUUCAAGUAGCAGAGGGGUCUAAGUCCAAUUGGCAAAAUGGGUAUAGUUGUCCAAGAAACUGGCCGGUGGAUCAGCUAACAGUUCAAUAUGCCAUAGAUAACUAGCAGGCAGCGGUUAGCAGAAGUCGACAUUAGAAUGCAGUUUACUUUAAACCACCUCUGAGCGAAUUUACCUAAACAGCUCUAGUGCACCUAAAGUCCUUUUCCAAUGCUUUGCCGACUUAAUAUACGUUCUAGCACUUUAAUAUAUAUUUUAUGGAAAAUGGGUGUCUCCUUAACGAUCAAACUAAAUAGCCUACCUACAAAUGGUAAAAGGUUGUCACUAACACAUUUAUUUAUAAAGUCCUUUUUACAUUAGUAGGUCACGAAGUGCUAUACUGAAAACCAGCCUAAAAUCCCAAACAGCAAAGCAAUGUACGGCUUGUGCUGCUGUCUCAGUAACUCAGCUGCCUCUCAAUCAGUGCUCUCAACAUGCACACACACCUCUCCCUCCCCAGCAUUCAGUCACCUACUCACUGCCUGAUAGUCAGCAUCAGCAGGUCACAGAGAAUAUGUUUUUUUAUUUAUUUUUAAAGAGAAAUGCCAAGGCGGCUGCAGUGCAAUUUAGAAGUAGCCCAAAAACCCGCUACCAAAACACUUUCACCCGCGACACCGUUUUCAAAGUACCUCAAGUCAUAAAACCGCCUACAUGGCAACCCUGGGCGUCAAUGGGACGCGCGGUGCAUUCUGGACAACAUUAGCAUGAAUUUCGUGAACAAGAUGUACAACAUCACACAUAUUUUCACUGUAAUAUGCUAUUGUGACAUUACGUACUUAAGAGGAAAAUAGGCAGAUGUCUCGACUCAUAACUCGUUCAGAUGGUAGUCGAAACAAAUGAGCAAUUCGGAAAUUUCUGAGUUUCUUUGGUCCGCCUAGCACGUUAACGCAGCAUCAUACACUGCCUUUGGGAAGGUGUUGCGUGACGAUAAUUUGGCAACCUUGUGACGCACCAUGACAACCGGAACGCGAUUGGUCGACAGUCUUCAGGGUGGAGCGUUAUACGCAUUGAAUUAGGAUAGGAAUUAGAAUACUAGAAUAAGUUAUACGUUCCUCCAUUCAUUGCCCAAUGGGAUUUCCUUCUCCUUUCUCUAAUAUCGCGGGUUCUAUUCGACCAGAAAAGUGAGCCUGUAAUGCUCCUGUCCAAUUAAAAUAAGAUACUAUUCUUACACGUUAGUCAUGAUUGGUUGCUGGCGGUGAUAUAUGUAUAGAUGUGCAUUUUCUGCUGAACUAUGGGGCGGGACGAAGCAGAAUGGUGUUUAUUCAGGAAUAGACUAUAGACGUGCCUCUUCGUACUGAUUGAUUACCUUAAACACCAGAAAAGUUUCCAUUAAACGAAGAAUACGUUCACCAGGUAACGUUACCAAACCUUUAGAGAAUUCUUGAACUGGCUUCAAGUUUCAGUCCCGAUACCCAGCAAAGUAAAGAAGGGCGAUAUGCCACAUCAGACUACAACCCCCAAAGGUUUAUUACCUCCACCAACUGGACGGGGUUAACAAACCAAGUGAUGGAGCCCAUGGCUGUGAGCAUCUCAGUGGUCGGGCCGGAUGAGUUCAACCGCAACAUGCCGCGCAUCUGUGGCGUCUGCGGCGACAAGGCCACCGGCUUCCACUUCAACGCCAUGACCUGCGAGGGCUGCAAGGGCUUCUUCAGACGCAGCAUGAAACGUAAGGCCAGUUUCACCUGCCCCUUCAACGGCAGCUGCUCCAUCACCAAGGAUAACCGGCGCCACUGCCAGGCCUGCCGGCUCAAAUGCUGCGUGGACAUGGGUAUGAUGAAGGAGUUCAUCCUGACAGAUGAGGAGGUGCAGAGGAAGAAGGAUCUGAUCCAGAAGAGGAAGGAGGAGGAGGCGGCGCGGGAGGCCCUGAGACCAAGGCUGAAUGACGAGCAGAGCCAGGUCAUCACAUCAUUGGUGGAGGCACACCACAAGACCUACGAUAACUCCUACUCCGACUUCACACGCUUCAGGCCCCCGGUGCGAGACAGGCCAGUAACACGCAGUGCCAGUCGUGCAGCCUCCCUUCACUCGCUGUCAGAUGCCUCCUCAGACUCCUUCAACCACUCACCAGAGUCGGUGGACACCAAGCUGAUGAAAUUCAGCAGUCUGUUGAUGAUGUACCAGGACAGUGCAGGCAGCCCGGACUCCAGUGAGGACGAUGGCUCCAAGCUCUCCAUGUUACCCCACCUGGCUGACCUGGUCAGUUACAGCAUCCAGAAGGUCAUUGGCUUUGCUAAGAUGAUCCCUGGCUUCAGAGGGCUGAUUGCUGAGGACCAGAUCGCCCUGCUCAAGUCAAGUGCCAUCGAGAUCAUUAUGCUACGCUCCAACCAGUCUUUCAACAUGGAGGAUAUGUCCUGGAGCUGUGGUGGUAGCCCUGACUUCAAGUACUGCAUCACCGACGUCACCAAGGCGGGUCACACUCUGGACCUGUUGGAGCCGCUAGUGAAGUUCCAGGUGGGCCUGAAGAAACUCCAGCUCCAUGAGGAGGAACACGUGCUGCUCAUGGCCAUCUGCCUGCUGUCUCCAGAUCGUCCAGGGGUGCAGGACCACGCUAAGAUCGAGGAUCUCCAAGACAGUCUGUCGGAGGUGCUCCAGGCUUACAUCAGGGUGAACCACCCGGGAGGACGCCUGCUCUACGCCAGAAUGAUCCAGAAGCUGGCCGACCUGCGCAGCCUCAACGAGGAGCACUCCAAACAGUACCGCUCACUGUCCUUCCAGCCCGAGCACAGCAUGCAGCUCACCCCGCUGGUGCUGGAGGUAUUUGGGAGAGAGGUGUCCUAGCAGCCACGCCGACCCCCACCACCACACCUCUGGUUGGAAGAUAUGGACAGACGAUCCCUCCCAUGAGGACCCCCGGGAGUUAAUUUGUUGAGUUUCUGGAUAGAGGGCUCAGCGAUGGGGUUGAUGAAAAGGUCUCUGAGGGGGAAUAGCGGAAUGGACCGGAAAGUCACACUGUCACAGAAAAGGUUUUGGGGGGUUAAUCAGGGUAUUAUGGGUAAAUAGCGGAGGAAGGGGCUUGGAUAAGGUUGUAAUUUCCCGUUCAUAAGAAAAAGGGAAUUUCAAACAGAAUGUAUUUAUAACUAAACUAUAAAUAUACAGUACCAGUCAAAAGUUUGGAUACACCUAUUCAUUCAAGGGUUUUUCUUUAUUUUUACUAUUUUCUACAUUGUAAAACAAUAGUGAAUACAUCAAAACCAUGAAAUAACACACAUGGAAUCAUGUACUAACCAAAAUAAUGUUAAAUAAAUAAAAACGUCUAUUUUAUUCUUUAGAUUCUUCCAAGUAUUCGGGUGACCCUUUGCCUUGAUGAUAGCUUUGCACCAUCUUGGCAUUCUCUCAACCAGCGUCACCUGGAAUGCUUUUCCAGCAGUCUUGAAAGAGUUCCCACAUAUGCUGAGCACUUGUUGACUGCUUUUCCUUCACUCUGCGGUUCAACUCAUCCCUAACCAUCUCAAUUGAUUUGAGGUCGGGUGAUCUGAUCCAGCAUUCAUUAUUCUCCUUGGUCAAAUAGCCCUUACACAGCCUGGAGGUGUGUUGGGUCAUUGUCCUGUUGAAAAACAAAUGAUAGUGCUAUUAAAUGCAAACCAGAUGGGAUGGCGUAUCGCUGCAGAAUGCUGUGGUAGCCAUGCUGGUUAAGUGUGUCUUGAAAUCUAAAUAUAUUAUGACAGUGUCACUAGCAAAAGACCCCCACUCUAUCACACCUCCUCCUCCAUGCUUCAUGGUGGGAACUACACAUGCGGAGAUCAUCCGUUCACCUACUCUGCGUCUCACAAAGACACGGCGGGUUGGAACCAAAAAUCUCAAAUGUGGACUUAUCAGAUCAAAGGACAGAUUUCCGGUGUAUGUAAAUGUAUGUCCAUUGCUCAUGUUUCUUGGCCCAAGCAAGUCUCUUCUUCUUUUAGGUGUCCUUUAGUAGUGGUUUCGUUGCAGAAAUUCGACCAUGAAGGCCUGAUUCACACAGUCUCCUCUGAACAGUUGAUGUUGAGAUGUGUCUUACUUGAACUCUGUGAAGCAUUUAUUUGGGAUGCAAAUUUAAGGUACAGUUAACUCUUAUGAACUUAUCCUCUGCAGCAGAAGGAAACUCUUCCUUUCUUGUGGCGGUUCUCAUGAGACAGUUUCAUCAUAGCGCUUGAUGGUUUUUGCGACUGCGCUUGAAGAAACUUUAAAAGUUUUUAAUGUUUUGGAUUGACUGACCUUCAUGUCUUAAAGUAAUGAUGGACUAUUGUUUCUCUUUGUUAUUUGAUCUUUUCUUGCCAUAAUAUGGACUUAGCCCUAUUUGGUAAAAGACCAUCUUCUGUACCACCCCUACCCCCUCACAACACAGCUGAUUGGCUCAAACGCAUUAAGAAGGAAAGGAAUUUCACAAAUGUACUUUUAACAAGGCACACCUGUUAAUUGAAAUGCAUUUCAGGUGACUACCUCAUGAAACUGGUUGAGAGAGAGAAUGGCCACUUUGAAGAAUCUCAAAUACAAUUGUUUUAUUUUUUGAUACACUUUUUUGGUUACUACAUGAUUCAAUAUGUGUUUACUACAUGAUUCCAUAUGUGUUAUUUCAAUGGUUUUGAUGCCUUCACUAUUAUUCAACCAUGUAGAAAAUAGUAAAACAAAGAAACAUUUGAAUGAGUAGGUGUGUUCAAACCUUUGACUGGUACUGCGUAUACAUACAUACAAGCUAAUAUCUAUAUUUAAGCUUGUUUCUACUAAAACAAAUGGAUGAGUAGUCCUCUGUAUAUAUGUAGGCCCCAAUUUGUGUGCAUAUGAAUGUGUGUAUGUAUUGACGUAGGGUGUUUCAAUUGCACGCACACACAAAUACACCCCGAGUAGAGUGCAAGGGGCCUAUUUUAUUUUUGUUUCUGUGUGAGAAUAGUGAAUGACCACAAAAGGGUGUUGAGUACUGGCUCCGACGAAGUGUUUAGUAGUGGGACUGACAUCUGUUUAAGGCUCCAUUAAUGUAUUGUGGAAAGUGUCGGCUACACACAGGAUAUAUGUGGAUCAUUUGGUAACAAUUUGGUUCUGUUGCCCCCUUUCAAACUUCAAAAUAUACACAU
Molecule: messenger RNA, 6082 nt
Organism: Oncorhynchus keta (chum salmon)
Lineage: Eukaryota; Metazoa; Chordata; Actinopteri; Salmoniformes; Salmonidae
Product: vitamin D3 receptor A-like
Exons: 11
Coding region: 2544-3815 (423 amino acids)
Biological process (GO): cell differentiation; negative regulation of transcription by RNA polymerase II; positive regulation of transcription by RNA polymerase II
Cellular component (GO): nucleus
Molecular function (GO): nuclear receptor activity; vitamin D response element binding; zinc ion binding
Source: RefSeq, a predicted model, not a curated record